GUUUGUGUUCAAGCACUGAAGGUUGGGAUUAGCAACCGAGGUUUCGGUUCUACAGCUGUCAGCAGGUGAUCUGAGUGAAUUCGAAGUGCAGCGUCUGGACUCUGAGCUAUUCCUCAGCAGCAGAGAAAGGAAAGAAAACCAGCACAACUCCAAAGUAAACUUUGAAGAGUACGAAAGAGGAAUUGAAUCGUAAAACUGUUACUGUGCCCUGUAAGGCCCUUGUGUGGGUGACUUCAAAGGAGGAUGGCGAUCAAGGACGCUUUGGCAAGAGUGCUUACAGCUGUGGGCUAUCUAGGAUCCAAGUAAAUAGCUCCACAGCACUUCAGGAGAGAGGAGUCCCGAAUACUGUGCUGCUUUGAAGAGUUUACCACAGAUCACAGUUCUCAUCCAACAGGACACAUGGCUCUUUUAAAGAAAAUUAACCAGAUCUUACUGUUACUUCUUGUCUUAACUGUGUGUGCAAUUCUGUAUAAUAAAGUUCACCAAGCGCCAUUGGCAUUAAGAAAUGAAACAGUGGAUUUGGAGAGCCCUGAGGAAAUGGAAGAAGAAAUCCCAGUGGUGAUCUGUGCUGCUGCAGGCAGGAUGGGUGCAGCUGUAGCAGCGAUCAGCAGCAUCUACAGCAACACAGAGGCCAAUGUUUUGUUCUACAUUGUUGGGCUGAAGACAACCAUCCCACAUAUUAGAAAAUGGAUUGAAAAUUCUAAACUGAAAGAAAUAAAAUUUAAGGUUGUGGAGUUCAAUCCUAUGGUACUAAAAGGAAAAAUCAGACAAGAUGCAUCACGUCCUGAGCUACUGCAGCCUCUGAACUUUGUUCGAUUUUAUCUUCCUCUGCUCAUCCAGAAACAUGAGAAAGUAAUAUAUUUGGAUGAUGAUGUCAUCGUUCAAGGUGACAUCCAGGAACUCUAUGAUACUAAGUUAGCUCCUGGACAUGCAGCAGCUUUUUCAGAUGAUUGUGAUCUGCCUUCUACACAUGAAAUGGUUAGAAGUGUAGGAAUGCAGAACACAUACAUGGGAUUCCUGGACUACAGAAAGCAAGCCAUUAGAGAUCUUGGCAUCAGCCCCAGCACCUGCUCCUUUAAUCCUGGAGUAAUUGUUGCUAACAUGACUGAAUGGAAACAUCAGCGGAUUACAAAGCAGUUGGAAAAGUGGAUGCAAAGAAAUGUAGAGGAAAACCUCUAUAGCAGUACCCUUGGGGGAGGUGUGGCAACCUCUCCAAUGCUGAUUGUAUUUCAUGGAAAAUAUUCCUCUAUUAAUCCUAUGUGGCACAUAAGGCAUCUCGGUUGGAGUCCUGAUGCCCGUUACUCAGAGCAAUUUCUUCAAGAAGCUAAAUUACUUCACUGGAAUGGGAGAUACAAACCUUGGGACUACCCCAGUGUCCACACUGAUCUCUGGGAAAACUGGUUUAUUCCUGACCCUUCAGGGAAGUUCAAAUUAACUCGUCCUGAUAGCUGAUACUGAAAUACUGCAAAAUGUAGUCUAUGGGAUGCAAUUAAUAGUUUGAGAUGCAACAUGUUGUAUGAUUAAUUGAUUUUAGAAAAUGAAGUAUUUGUUAAAAAUAUGAAUAACUGACCAUCAGUUGUGUGCUUAUGCCAGGAGAGGGAGGACAGAGUGACCAGUACACAGUUCAGAUUAUCCUGAAUUUCAUGUAAGGUGAGGAAACAAGUUUACUUGACAAUGAAGUAUUUUCAUUAAACACUUAGAGGUGAAAUUCAGUGCCAGUGAAUUUUUAUUCACUGACAGUGAGCUUUAAUUUAAGGUCUUUCUAAGUAAGAUUCCAAUGUCUUCUGGUAGAAAAAUCUACACAGGAGACAGCCGUAGUGUUAUGUACAAGAAGUGUUUAGUUGUCUAGCCCACAUUAAACAAUCUGAAUUGAAAACCUGGGCACAUGUUACUGAGUUCUGUUGCAUGGUGACUGUUUUUCGGCAUUUCUAUGUAUGACAGAUCCUGUAGUGCACUUAGCAAGAUGCAAAAGCAUAUUCCAACACACUGCAGUACAAUUCCUGAUUUUAUUGUGAAACAUUGGUAGAUUUAAGACAGGUUAAGACCUUCUGUAUCACUGUAACAAAAAGAGCACCAGUUUUGAGGGACAAUACAGAAUAGCAGUAUUUAGUGGAAUGGUCAUUGUACACCCAACUGUAUUUUAUGCCCAGAUAAGCAAGUGGGUGAUCCCAUUAAGGAAGAGCUCUUUCCCUUCCCAUCAACCAGGAUAGCCUUUCAGGAGUUACAACCUACUGUGCUACGUACUCAGCAGUGCUAAUUUCAUGCUUCUAAUUUUGUUGAAAAUAAAACUGAAUUGUAACAAAUCCCUGAUGCGAGAUACUUUGAGCACCUGCAGGAAAACAUCCAUGUAAACAGCAAUACAUGAUACAGUACACUUUAAAUAACAGACAAGACAAAUCCUAUACCUUUCUGAUAAUAUGUGGAACAGCUUUAUGCUGCAGCUAAUAAACACAAUCAGAAUCAUAAUGCACACUCAUUCGAUUUUAGAUUCUCAGAAUUAAGCCACAUAAUUUGGGAAGAAACUGUAAACAUCAUGCCUGCCUCACAACAGGUUGACAGACAGUGUGUAAUCUCUGUAAGAGGUGUUACAGCUGGAUUAGAACCUACACUAACCAGUUACACACAAUUGACAACUGUCACUAGCUGUGAAGAGAGGAUAAAUCACACUGGUACAGGAAUCUCUGACCAGCAUGGAGUGUGGAGAUAAUGUUUGUAUCUGUUUUCAAGUAUGUGAAGCACCAACUGUCAUAAGAUCAUCAAAACUUUAGUGUUUUGAUCAGCUUAUUGCUUUGAUUUCAUCUUUUCCUCACAUGAUCAAAGAGGGAAAGAAGAGGAGAAUUAGGCACCAGGAUGGAGUCUCGUUUCUUUCUCAGUCACUAAUAUUGGCCAAAAAUGUGUAUCAUUUAGGCAAGUUCCUCAGAAGAGAGUUAUAGUUUCUACAGACAACUUCUUAUUCAUGGAACAGCUGUCUCUGUAUUCAACUCAGUGUUUUUAAGUGGAGUAAAGGGAACAUCCUCUAAGGUCCUACAAAUUGAACUUCAUGUUAAAAACUGCUAAAUUGCACAUCUAUUUUACCCUGUGCUAACUGUACACAAUGUAAAUAAUGUAGCUGUGCAUGACUCUUAAAGAGAAUGCAGUCUUUCAAUUUUCUGUCACAUUCAAAGGGGUUAUCUCCUGCUAAAGGUCAGGUGAAGGGACUAACU
Molecule: messenger RNA, 3203 nt
Organism: Parus major (Great Tit)
Lineage: Eukaryota; Metazoa; Chordata; Aves; Passeriformes; Paridae
Gene: GLT8D2
Product: glycosyltransferase 8 domain containing 2
Exons: 11
Coding region: 400-1452 (350 amino acids)
Cellular component (GO): Golgi apparatus
Molecular function (GO): glycosyltransferase activity
Source: RefSeq, a predicted model, not a curated record